This is a messenger RNA of Manihot esculenta (cassava), 1199 nucleotides long. RefSeq lists its product as uncharacterized. The record is from RefSeq and is a predicted model, not a curated record. Bases 165 to 926 code for a protein of 253 amino acids. Lineage: Eukaryota; Viridiplantae; Streptophyta; Magnoliopsida; Malpighiales; Euphorbiaceae. The transcript is spliced from 6 exons.
UUUACUCUGCCUCCAAAAAUUGAAUGGUCGAGACGAGUGAGUCAUCGAGUUGACUCGCCAAUAUUACGUUAACUGGUUUAGGGCCGUUCUCUGAAACCGAGACGGCGACGUUCACAUUCUUUCUCUUUCUCUUCUCCAUCUGCAAGCAUAUUAGAAUUGCAGAGAUGAAUAGCGGUACGAAAGCAGCCAUUUUUAUUCCUCAAAGAAAUUGUUUUCAGCUGCGGGCUUCUCUCUUUCAUUCUACUCCUUUCCUUGAACGCAAAAGACGCAAUUUUUGGGAUUGUAGAUCUAAUGGUUAUUCCCGGAGGUCAAGGAAGCUGCAAGGAAAGCAAACAUUACUCCAUAAUGUCAGUGCUUAUGCAGACUACUUAUUCAAGAGCUGGAGAGAUGAUUUUGAUGAAGAUGAGACACCUUCUAGCAGAAGCAGCUCAUGGUUCAGAAAGCAAUACUCUAAGGGAUCUAGACGGAACUGGACUCGCAAUCAGGGAACCCAACGGGCUGGUAGAAAAGGCUUCCAGUUUUGUGAAGACGACAUAGACGUGGAGACCAUCUUCCGAUCAGCAUUUGGUGGAAAUCCAUACUUCUACUGGUCUUUCAUAAAUGAAGAGAAUCUUCAAGGGAGAAGUUCAUCUGGUUACUCUAAUUACUAUGGAAGGAACUGGAGAUACCGGAUGGAAUAUGAUUAUGAUUCUUCCCCAGAACUGGAUGGUUUGGAGUCAGAGUUGGCUUCAGAUAGGCUUGCCCUUGGGCUGAGUGCUUCUGGUCCUCUUAAACUCGAAGAUGUUAAAAGCGCAUAUCGCGAAUGUGCACUGAAAUGGCAUCCAGAUCGUCACCAGGGCUCUUCUAAGGCAAUUGCAGAGGAAAAGUUCAAGCAUUGCAGUGCAGCAUAUCAAUCGUUACGCGAUAAGCUAGCUGCUGCUGCUUAGUCUGCAUGUGAGUUGAAGCUGCAGCUCCUUUGGUGAUGCCAGUAGAUGUAAUGUACUCAUCAAUGUAUUAUUGAAUUUUAUAGCUGACAAGUUUCAGGAGAUGGUGCUGGAAUUAUAGCAUUUCUGAAUUCCACCCACAAAAGUGUAGAAUGCAAUAACCAUCAUCCAUCAGAUGGAAAGAUAAAGAUAGGAUGCCAUUUUUGUAGCAUUAAAUUAUAUUUUAACAUAUUUAUUCAAAAUUUUCUAUGUUACAAAUUGAGAUUAGAUUUUGAA